Penicillium subrubescens is the source of this 1776-nucleotide messenger RNA. RefSeq lists its product as uncharacterized. Bases 1 to 1776 code for a protein of 591 amino acids. Gene Ontology annotation, molecular function: transmembrane transporter activity. The transcript has a single exon. Gene Ontology annotation, biological process: transmembrane transport; amino acid transport. The record is from RefSeq and is a predicted model, not a curated record. NCBI's taxonomy places the organism in Eukaryota, Fungi, Ascomycota, Eurotiomycetes, Eurotiales, Aspergillaceae. Gene Ontology annotation, cellular component: membrane.
AUGCAUGUCGAAAAUGGCCCUGAGACCAGCGAUGAUCUGGCUCUGGCCCGACUGGGCAAAAAGCAGGUGCUGAAGCGACGAUUCAAUUUCAUGGCGAUCGUCGGUUUCGCAAUGGCCGAGUUGAUCACCUGGGAGACUGUUCUCACCUUGUUCUCCCAGUCAUUUGACAAUGGUGGUCCUGCGGGCGCCUUCUAUGGCUAUAUUAUUGCCUGUUUGUCGACAUUAUCGACAUAUACAGUCAUCGCAGAGCUGGCCUCAAUGGCACCCAUUGCCGGAGGGCAGUACUACUGGGUCUACAUGCUCGCACCGAUGCGUUGGAAGAAAGUCUGCAGCUACUUGAUUGGCUGGCUGACCUCCCUUGCAUGGAUCGCUACGAUCGCGACGGAGACGAUAUUCCUCGGUACGAUGAUCGAGGGUCUCAUCACCUUGAACAACCCGGAUUUUGCUCAGCAGCGUUGGCAGAACACCCUCCUGGCAUGGGCCAGUGUUGCGGGAACCUUCUUCAUCAAUGUGGUAGUACCUCAUAUUCUCCCUCGUUUCGAAAUUUUCAUGUUGGUCUUGCAUUUGGCAGGAUUCAUCGCGAUCACUGCUGUGCUUUUGGCCAUGUCACCCAAGAAAUCGGCAGAUUUUGUCUUCCACACCACGUUGAAUGAAGGCAACUGGCCAACACAAGGAAUUUCUUAUUGUGUUGGCUUUAUUGGCAAUAUUGCUACUUUUGUCGGAGCUGAUGCCAGUGUGCAUAUGGCGGAAGAAGUUGCCAACGCCGCGGUAGUGAUCCCCCAAGCGAUCAUUGCGGGCAUGUCCAUCAACAGCGCCCUCGGAUUCUCGAUGAUGCUCACGGUUUUAUUCUGCCUGGGCGAUGUCGAGUCUGUGCUGAACACUGCUACAGGGUUCCCCUUUAUUCAAAUUUUCUACGACGUCACGCACUCGUAUGCUGGCGCCUCGGUGAUGACCGCCCUCAUCAUGGUACUGACUAUGGCCUGUUCGACCGGUAUCACGGCCACUGCAUCUCGUAUGACCUGGUCUUUUGCUCGAGACCAGGGCUUGCCCUUCUCCCACUAUCUGAAGAAGGUGAACCAUCGCACCAAAGUCCCCAUCGUAUCUGUUACUGUAGUCUGCGGUCUCGCAUGUGCCCUGACGCUCAUCUAUAUCGGAUCCACCACUGCCUUUAACGAUGUCAUCUCCCUCACCGUGACUGGAUUCUACGGCACCUAUUUCCUCCCCAGCGCGUUCCUUCUCUACCAUCGCAUCAAAGGAAAUGUACUGCCCCAUGGCACUAUGAUGGACGGUCUCUCGGAUUCUGCCGUCGCUGCCACCAGCGCCACUGCCAACUCUGCGGAGAAACCUGCUACCCCUGUGCGCCCCAAGAGCCUAAUUGACAAGGAAACCCCCACUUCAGGCCCUUCACAGAGCCCCGAACGCAACAUUCCUGAGAAAAAGGGCAUUCAGCCCACUGAGUAUGCCAUCGCCCAGGCACCUCUGAUCUGGGGCCCAUGGAAGGUCCCUGGCAUCCUCGGUACUAUUAACAAUGCGUACGCUUGCGUGUAUAUGUUAUUCGUUAUCUUCUGGAGUGUCUGGCCUCCAGAGACCCCUGUGGAUUAUACGACCAUGAACUACAGUAUCGUCGUGACAGGUGGCGUGCUGAUCCUGAGUGGUAUCUGGUACUUUGUCCGUGCUAGGAAAGAGUACUCGGGUCCUCUCAUUGAUGAGGAGGUUGCUGAGAUUAUGCACCUUGCCCCUGCAGCGAUUGCUGCAACAGUUCCGAAGACUGACUAA